This is a messenger RNA of Charadrius vociferus (killdeer), 2700 nucleotides long. It is a transcript of the gene FAM184B, whose product is annotated as family with sequence similarity 184, member B. The transcript is spliced from 16 exons. The record is from RefSeq and is a predicted model, not a curated record. Lineage: Eukaryota; Metazoa; Chordata; Aves; Charadriiformes; Charadriidae.
AUGGCCUCUGGCAUAAACAAGAUUCAUCAGCCCGGGACUUGCAAUGGUUCUAAAGCCGCUCGAAGCAGCUCGGCAGAGGAAUGCAAUCAGGAAAUGCACGUGAAAAUGUGCAAGAAGAUUGCCCAGCUCACUAAGGUGAUAUAUGCCCUGAACGCUAAGAAUGAUGAACACGAGGCUAGUAUACAGGCUCUGAGAGAGGCUCAUGAAGAAGAAAUUCAGCACAUUCUUGCCGAGACAAGGGAAACGAUUCUCCAGUGUAAAAGCAAAGUUGAAGAAGAACAAUUGCUGAGGAAACGUAUUCAGGCCCUUGAAAUUGCCGUAGAACAACACAAGAGACUAAAGGAAGAAGCCUUGGCAGAGUUAACAUUGUGCAAGAAGCAGGUUGAAAAGAAGGAGCUGACAACAGAAGCAAGACAAGAACAGGCAAUCCUUUCUACAGACAUGGUAGAUACCAGUGCAGACUUUGAAAAGCUUCUACAUUUAAGUCACAAGUCUGAUGGACUGUUAAAUGAAUGCAAAGAAUCUAGGAGAAAAAAUUUAGAUAAAAAAGUACUUUUAGAUGAAAAGUACAGUGUGGAAGGACAAGCUCUAGUGAAUGAGAUGGGAAACCUGAAGAGUGAGAACCAGAGAGUAACUGAAGACUAUACUCAGAAAACAAGCAAACGGCAAGCCUCUUACGAGAGAGAAGAAGAGACUUUGAAAAAGGCUACGCAGCAAUCUAUGAUAGAAACAAAGAAGAGUUGUCAGCAAAGAGAAAUGGAGCAAAAGAAGAGCUCAGAGGCUAAAGAAAGUUUUUUGCUGCAGCAGGUAAAGAAGCUGGAGGCAGACCUAGAGGAGAAAAGCCAGAAGAUAAGUGAGAGGAAGAAGCAUUCCCAGAAGCUGAAGGAGAGAAUACAGCAUCAGUCCCAUAAGGAAAAGAUUUGUCUGAAGGAAUAGCUGUGAAAGGGUCUGGAAGAUCUUGUAAUGAAGCAUACAAAGGAAAUCAAGCCAGUCUAAAACUUCAUGGAAGCUUAAAGAAAAAAAUGCAGAAGUGUAUUCUUUUAUGUGAAUAAGUUUGUACAGGAGCUUCAGACACAGCUAGAGGAAUUUAAAAGAAAUUCAGAGUGUGAACUAAAGCAACUAGAGAAAGAGAAAGAAGUCCUAACUGGAAAACUUCAAAACUCUUCACUUGAGGUUUUGAGACUCCAAGAUUUUAUUAAGCAAAAUGAGGAUAUUCCCAAAUAUACAAAAUUUCUUCAGUCUAGUUCAAGAAAAAGUAAACAACAGGAAUUAGGUAGCUCAAGUUAUUCUUCAGGUUUUGAAGAUGGAAAAAGUAAGGCAAGAGACAUAAAGAUUUUGCAGGAGGCAUGGCGCAGCAAAAAAGCAGACUUGGAAGCCCAGGUGGCUCAGCUGAAGCAAAUAUUAGACCAACAAGCAAAUAAUUUCAAGGAGUCACUGAAGAAACAUAAUCUACAGUCCAACAAAGAAAAAGAGAAGCUUUUGCAGGAUCUUCAAAACACUGUUAAAGAAAGCCAGAACGUUAAACUGCAGCUGGAGGCAUCUCAUCAAAAAGUCUUAAAAAUGUUGGAGAAGAGUAAAAAUCAGGAACUCAAGGAGGCAGAAGAACGUUUGAAAAAAGAAUUUAAUGAGACUUUGAAGAUCCAACAUCAGUCUUAUAGGCUGGAAAUACAAACCUUGGAAGAGAAAGCAAAGAAAGAAUUACAUGAUGAAGUCGAGCAGAUACAGAAGCAGCAAACCCUGUUGUUAGGAUCUCUAAGGACGGAACUCUCCGAGCAACAGACAUUGUGCACUAAUCUCAAGAAACAAAUAGAAGAACUCCAAAUGGAGCUGAGGAGUGUGAGGACACUGAAAAAACAACAGGAAGGAAGUAGCCAGAGCCAGAUCAGAUCUCUUCGUGAUGAACUGGAAAAAUGUCAGAGUGAAAUUUCUGAACUCAAGAAAGAGAAUUUACUUUUGAAGGACACAAUGGAGCUACUCAGUGCUGAGUUGGAGUCACAGAAGCAAGAAGCUGCACAGCUUCAGGAUAGGGAGAAACAGCACAGAAGGCUACUGGUAGAAGACCUCAAUAUCAAGCUAAAAAAAGCACUGGACAUACUGAAACAAGAUCACUGAAAGGAAGGUGAAAACACAUUAUCUGAUUUCGGCAGCACUCAGGCACUUCUCUAAGCAAAGAUUUUCUCCUUAGAAACUAAACUUAAAGAAUUAGAAGAAAAGUCAAGAAAGUGGGAGCCCACAUCAGAAGAUACACACCUUAUCAGCAGUCUGCAAGACCAAUUAAGUGAGAGAGAAGAGAUUAUCAAGCAGCUGGUGGAAGGAAGAAAAUUUCAGCAUUCACUUUUAGCCAACACUGAAUCUUACAGGAAUCGAUCAUUUUCUUUCAACCCAAAUACAGGAUGCUUGACUUCUUCCAUGAAGCAGAAGAAAACGGUUGAGGUGCCCAGUCGUGUUGUCAGUGUUCCGAAUUUAGCUUCCUACGCAAAGAACUUUUUGAGCUGUGACUUGAGAUCAAAAAGAAGCGCUCCUCAAAUAACAAAAUCUACGAGCUUAGACCGGAGUCCUGGCUGCCUCAGGGUGGGCUCUCCAUCAACACAGUCCUCAGACAGCAGUGCUGCCACAAGCCCACAAGAACUGUACCAACAGCUGCAAGCACUUAGUACGCAACAGCCACCGCACCUCACCAGCGGUGAAAAGGUGGCAUAA